This is a messenger RNA of Anneissia japonica, 1701 nucleotides long. RefSeq lists its product as uncharacterized. Gene Ontology annotation, molecular function: scavenger receptor activity. Bases 1 to 1608 code for a protein of 535 amino acids. NCBI's taxonomy places the organism in Eukaryota, Metazoa, Echinodermata, Crinoidea, Comatulida, Comatulidae. The transcript is spliced from 9 exons. The record is from RefSeq and is a predicted model, not a curated record.
AUGGUCGCAUUGUUAGGUAGCGAUAAGAUCGUUAUUGGCACACUUCUACUUUGGAAGCAAUUGUUUGGUAUAAUUGCUGAACAGGUGGAUGUAAUUGACUUUGUAGGUUACACAAAUUAUGCGGCAGUCAAAUCAAAUAAAGACUGUGACAUUAUCAAUGCAGUUAUUCAUCCUGACAUAUCUGAAGAAUUAUAUAUUGGCAUAGCACUGUCCCCAUUGUAUGGGACCCGCUACGAUGAGACGCCGGAAGCUAGAACGGAAUUCACAGAGGAAAACAGAGCAGAAACAAUUGCAAGUACACUUUUCCCUUCAAACACUAAGGCCUGGUAUAAGGAUGAUGCAGAUUCGUACAAUUCGUUUCGAAUUAGAAUAGACAAACACUGUGAUAUUUGGGAUCGCGUUGGUGUUUUCUACACUAAAGCUGUUUUAGACGGAUUUAGAACAGCAAUCGCGACGCUGCCAUUACUCAGUGAUGAAGCUAAUGUUCAACCUAGAGACAGAGUGGUAACGGUCAGUGUUGGAGACUCAACUGUGAUGUUAACUGUCGAAACUGAUGAAUCCAGCCUCAGAUGGAGAAAAGAUGGCGGAUCAGAAAUAGAGGAAUGGCACGAUCUGAGCUCAGUAACGAUCAACAACGUGCGAUUAGCCGAUGCUGGAAUAUAUGAGUGUUACGUCACCGGUACACGAGCAGAGGCAAAGCAUGCUUUCAUUGUUCUCCAUGUUAGAACAUGUCCUGCUUCUAGAUGGUCUCCACCGUUGUGUUUAUUGUGGUGCCCAGUAUGCUACAACGGUGGUGUUUGUGACGUGGACUUUGGCAUAUGCUUAUGUACCACUGGUUUUAAAGGUGAUAACUGUGAGAUAUCGGCCGGAGGGAAUAGGUUUGGUCACAACGGUACAGUUGAAUGUACUACGGGUGAGAAUGAGUGUAUGGGAAAAUUAUUUUGUGGACAGGACCCUGUUGGCUGUAAUUGUGCGUCUGGAUGGAAAGGCUUGACAUGUGAAACUGAAUGUGAACCUGGAAUGUAUGGAAACGGCUGUCUGCAGGAGUGUCAUUGCGAUGAUGACAGUUGCGAUCAUUCGUAUGGCUGUAAUAUCGCUGCCCAAUGCCAUGAAGGUUUUGUGGGGGAAAGAUGCCUAACUCCUAUUAUAGAAGAAUGCGAAGCUGGAUAUUAUGGUGAAUUUUGCAACCUGGAGUGUCACUGUGCAGACGCUGAUCCUUGUAAUAAAUACAACGCAAGUUGCCCAGGAAAUUGCACAUACGGUUGGGCUGGAAGUUACUGUCUUAUAGCACUUCCUGCAUUGUACGACGCGCCCUCUAUUGAAGGCAAUGCUUCAAAUAUCAUAGUAGUUUGGACAGCUUGGAACCAAGACCAUGAUUUCGGUAACAGAGAUGCUAACAGCUAUGUAUUGAAAUACUGGAAGACGGCAUCAAUGGAUGAAGGAAUAACUAUUGAUAACAUAGCAGAAAAUCAGACAGAAAUCAGCAUUUCGUUGAUAGAUUACAAUCAAUCUUACAGUGUGACUGUGUCAGUAAAUACUGAUAUUGACGGCGUGUUCACACAAGGAAUUGCUAGUCCAGUCACGGAAUUUGGUCCCAUUGGUAGAUAGCACCAUUACAAUCUUUUUUUAGUCGUUAUGACUAAUGUUUGUGUUAAAUCAGUAUCAUAACUAUAUUUGGAAUGAUGUAUUGGCACAAUUGUU